This is a messenger RNA of Ceratina calcarata, 2681 nucleotides long. RefSeq lists its product as uncharacterized. Gene Ontology annotation, molecular function: nucleic acid binding. The coding region runs from base 51 to 2681 and encodes 876 amino acids. The transcript has 3 exons. The record is from RefSeq and is a predicted model, not a curated record. NCBI's taxonomy places the organism in Eukaryota, Metazoa, Arthropoda, Insecta, Hymenoptera, Apidae. Gene Ontology annotation, biological process: DNA integration.
GUUUGGAGCCAGAUCUUCGCCGUGUGCCGCGAUUUUUAUAAAGAACAAGAAUGCGUCGCAGUACAUAUAGCUGCGAAACGGAGAAUGAGGCUCGUCAACGCGUGCAUCAGGCAAUAGAUAUAAAUAAGUUCGCGAAUUGGGAAAUGCACGGUUGGGCAAGUAACUCGACUGAGGUAUUAAAAGGGUUAAAGACAGACAAUAAUCCGGGUCGCUUGAUCGGAGUAGAUUCAGGGACGUGCGGCGUCGAGAAAGUUUUAGGGCUAAGGUGGGCGAAUUCGAAUGAUCAGUUAGGAUUCAAUUUUAAUCCAGGUAAAAUCUCAGAAGAUAUAUAUAAUGGUAAGAAAAAACCAACGAAGAGGGAGUUCUUAGGCGUGAUAAUGUCCGUUUUCGAUCCGCUCGGCUUCCUCACUCCUUUCACGAUCCAAUCGCGGAUCUUAAUGCAGUAUAUUUGGUCUAGUGGUAUAGGCUGGGACGAGGUCUUGCGUGAUGAGGAGUUUACGCACUGGCAGCAAUGGCUAAUCGAAUUGGGAAAAAUCGGGAAAUGUAGUAUACCGCGUUGUUAUCAAGAUCGUAAUUAUCAACUGAGAACAGCCGAAUUACACGUUUUUUGCGAUGCCAGUACAAAGGCCUACGCAGCGGUAGCUUAUUGGCGAUUUAAAUUACCAAAUGAAACAUUUCGCGUAUCAAUCAUUAUGUCGAAGAGUCGCGUUGCGCCGUUAAAAGUUAUGUCCGUUCCGCGAUUAGAGUUACAAGCGGCCCUAUUAGCUACGAGAUUAGCUAAAACAAUAGCGAGUGAACACGAUUUUAGAAUCACGCGUAGGAUAUUUUGGUCGGACUCGAAAACUGUUCUACAUUGGAUCAGGAAGGAUCCUCGGGAAUUUAAGAUCUUCGUCGCGAAUCGAUUAAGUGAAAUUCGCGAAAAUUCAGAGGUAAAUGAGUGGCGGUGGGUGCCGACAAAAGAUAAUCCGGCCGAUGACGGUACUAGGGCCGCGCCUAACGCACUUGAUGAGAAUAGCAGAUGGUUAGCCGGGCCGUCGUUUCUAACAAAGGCAGACUCCCUUUGGCCGAAAAGCGACGUUCAUUUUGAAGUCGAUACGGCCGACCUAGAAUUUUCAAAAUCGUUCCUUCCUGUAGCGAAUGUCGUAGAAGAACAACACUUAUUGCUAAACUUUUCGAGAUUUUCGUCCUUGUCGAGGCUUUUAUCUACUGUAUCUCGGGUCUUAGAAGCUGUUGAUAGAUGGAGAAACAGAAGUCACUCGUGCCUUGAACGAAAAGUUAACGCCGAGAUUAUUUGUUACAAGUUGAGCCAAUCGAUAUCGUUUCCAGAAGAAUUAAAUUGUAUUGAGAGAUCAAAGGCUGUUCCCAGAAGUAGUAGGGUUGCGUCUUUAAAUCCGUUUAUUGACAAAGAUAAUGUAUUGCGCGCCGAAGGUCGAUUAGGGAACUUUACCAGCCAUGAUUUCGCUACUCAUCCAAUAAUCUUAGAUGGCAAAGAGAAAUUUGCACAGCUCUUGGUUAAGGAUUCCCACGAAAGAUUUUAUCACGGAAGUCACGAAACGGUAAUAAAUGAAUUAAGACAGAAAUUUUGGAUAGUCGGGUUAAGGCAAGCUCUAAAGAGUUUAGUUUCGAAAUGCAUCGUUUGCAAAAUUCGUCGCGGUUUGCCAGCAAAGCCAAAGAUGGCGGAUUUGCCACCCGCGAGAUUAGCUUGUUUUGUACGUCCGUUCACUCAUUGCGGGUUAGAUUACUUCGGUCCGAUGCAGGUAAAAAUAGGACGAAGACGAGAGAAAAGGUGGGGCGCGCUGUUUACAUGCAUGACUACUCGCGCGAUCCAUAUAGAGCUGGCGCACAGUUUAAGCACAGAUUCGGCAAUUAUGGCCUUCAGAAGGUUCUCAGCAGUCAGAGGAACACCGGUGUGUGUUUAUUCGGAUAACGGUACAAAUUUUAGGGGUAUGGAUAGAGAGUUGAAGCAGGCGAUAAGGGAAUUAAACCGCACAGAGAUCAACAAUUUCGCUUGUAAAAACAAUAUUGAAUGGAAGUUCAAUCCACCAACGGCGUCUCAUAUGGGUGGAGCAUGGGAGAGAAUGAUUCGAUCAGUUAAAACCGCAUUAGGAACAGUGUUGAAAGAACAAGCACCUAGAGAAGAGGUCUUGAUAACGUUAUUAGCAGAGGUUGCGCAUUGUGUAAAUUCGCGUCCGCUCACACACGUAUCGACGGAUCCGCGCGAUGAUGAAGCGUUGACACCCAAUCAUUUCCUACUCGGGUCCUCGUCAGGGCAGAUUAGAAUAUCCAGGUGCGAUUUACAAACCACAUGUCCGCGGAAACAGUGGCGUUUGGCGCAAAGUUUCGCUGAUGCGUUUUGGCGAAGAUGGUUGCGUGAGUUUCUUCCAACAUUGAUGCCGCGGAAGAAAUGGAGAGAGUCAGAGCCGCCUCUGAAGGUAGGCGACAUCGUCCUGAUUUUGGAUGAUAACACAGAACGUAAUACCUGGCGUAAAGGCGUGAUUACUGAAGUUUUUCCGGGUGCCGAUGGGCAGGUCCGUGUAGCCGAGGUUCGAACGGCGAAUGGGAACCUUCAAAAUAUUGAAGCUUUCACAUGUAAAACCUGGCCGUUGAUAUUUGAAUGUCAGGAGCGUAAAGUGCUUGGACUUGGCAAAGCUUGGCAAAAUUGUUGUCUAACAAACAUAUAA